AUGUCUCGUAAUAAAGAAAAACAGAAAAACGAAUUGAAUCGAUUGUAUUUAUCGAAAUCUAAUCCACAAACACCGAAACGACCGCAUCUUUCUCAGAUUCACACAGUUGACGAACUUCGUCGAUGGUUGUCUGUUAUCGAACGAGAGAUUCAAGCAACACUAGCUCAAACGACAUCCGUUCGCUACACAGAUGAAAAGGUCGAGUCGAUGUACAAGCGGAUAUCCGAACUCGAAACUGAACAUAAAAACUUUCGUCGAAAAAUCGCGCAAUUGGAAUUAGGAACAGAUGUGAAUAUUAUCACAAAGACUAUUCCAGCAACGAAACAGAUUGAUUUCUAUACGAAGAAGUCAACUGGCAAAAUGGAAACCUUGGAUGAAUUCUUUAGUAAAAAACCAGAACCACCUCUUCUAUCGAUGGAUGAUUAUGAACCGGUGCGAACGACGCCCAUUGAUGCAACAGUUCUGAAUAAUAGCGAAUUAAUGAGUUUAAAUACCCGUAAGAAACGAAAGAAAGAUUUACGAGAGGAAUAUGUCGAACAAGAUGCACCGAUUUGUCAUUUACCUCCUGAAACUCUUCUUCACCUAUUCAAAUAUUUCUCCACCGAAGAACUUAUUCUCGCUGCCAGCAUCUGCCAAUUAUUUCGUCGUAUCGCUUACGACGAUUCCCUCUGGAAAGUGAUCGACUUAACGAAGAAAAUCUACUCAAAUCGUGUGUUAGCUAAAUUCUUUCGUCGUUUUCCGCGAACUUGUACUACAGUCUUGAAAAUAUCCGGUGCACCUGCUGGAAAGAAAACCAAGAAUAAUCUCAUUAAAUUAUCACCGUACACCGAACAAUUGAGUUAUUUCGUUCGAACAUCGUACCCAAAUCUUCGCCAUUUAUACAUAUCGAAAUACGAUUUUCGCGACGAUCCAACUGCAUGUAAAAACAUCACCUAUCUACCGACAAAUCUUCAAAGUCUCUAUCUCACAAAAUGCGAAAUGUUAAUGACAAGUAUUCAAGGAACGUCCGAUUUUCUCAAAAUUCCACAAGCUUCGCUGAAAAAUGCGACGCCGAGCUUUUCUCUUGAGCAACUAGAAGUUCUUUCCUUCGAGCAAUCAUCCUGUCUUGGACUCGUCUCAGUUCGUUACCUACCCGAUCUGUGUCCGAAUCUGAUCGAAUUGAAUUUAAACAGUUGUUUUCGCAUCACACGUACACGAACGUUUACCGAUACGCUACUUUCGUUUCACAAAACACUUCGCCGACUUUAUUUGAAAGAAACACAAGUUGACGACGAUACCAUUCAUUGCAUAUGUCGCAAAUUGAAAUUAUUAAACAUUCUUGAUAUAAGAUUGUGUAAACAUGUGACAAGAAAUAUCGUCGACAAUCUGCUAACAUUGAAACAACUAGAAGAGUUACUAGCAGAUGAUUUUAUUCAAGUCGAGUAUAAUCGAAGAAGAUUAAAAGAAAAUUAG
Messenger RNA from Adineta ricciae, 1452 nucleotides. The record is from the annotation of a GenBank genome assembly. Lineage: Eukaryota; Metazoa; Rotifera; Eurotatoria; Adinetida; Adinetidae.